AGUACACAAUUGACCUCAGGGCAACUUAACAGUGAAUGCGCACAGUCCAUAGAAAUUAUUGAAUGACCACAUUGUCAUUAGCAUGCUAUAGUUACGUAAUCGCUCCACUUUCUUCAUGAACUAGCCGUGCGGACAUGCUGGACGUCAUUUUAUCUAUAUCAAUUCUCAUCAAUUUUACAUGAAAGUUCUAAUGGCCAGCUGAGACCCAACACCGGGUGAGGGAUUUUCACGUUGCGUCGAAGACCCUAUGACGGCUUUAGGCUGUUUCUGAAAGGAUAGAACUUUUACAGUUGUUCUGGUACUAGGAAAAUGGGAAGUUUGAUCCAAUAUUCGAAAUUCGGUUUAAUUAUUACUUUCAUUUUUGUACUCAUCAUUCUGCUUUACACCAGAGUCAGAUCUAGUGGAGAAGUUGUAGAUCCUAUCUCUGUUCAUUCUGAUCUGACGACUAGCCAACACAAGUUGUAUUUUUCGACAUACUUAGAUGAAAUAAAAAAUACAAGACUAAUUUGUGGCGAGUUAUGUGAUACAACACGUAAAGGAACUCCAGGAAGGUUUUUUGAUAAAAUUACAGCAACUAUAAAUUGUGAAGCUUUAUUCAAAAACAAAUAUGUGGACUCAUCUCAUGGACUUGUGCAUGCACCAAGAAAAAUACCUUCUAUCUUAUUGAAUGAUUAUACCAUGAAUGGAAAAAUGAAGGUACACACGGCUUAUUUUAAUCAACAAUAUCUCGGUAGUACCGCAAGGACACCUAUCUGGACAAAAUCUUUACUGGAGGAGUAUGUAGCGCUAGCAAAAAAAGGAAAACUAUUUGGUACUUACGGGAUACCAGAAACAAACGCACUAAGAGACGGCCUUCAGCAUGCACCAGGAGUGAAAGGAGGGCGUAUCCUAGUAAUCGGAUCUGAAAAACCAUGGGUUGAAGCAUGCUUGAUUGAGAUAGGAGCAAAAAGUAUUGUAACACUUGAAUAUGGAAAGAUUAAAUCCGAACAUGAGCAAAUUACAACGAUGGUUCCCUCGGAAUAUAGACAGCAAUUUUUAGAUAAUACAUUAGGAUUAUUUGACGCAGUUGUAUCGUUUAGUUCUAUAGAACAUUCUGGAUUAGGGAGGUAUGGAGAUGCUUUAAAUCCUUGGGGAGAUUUAAUAGUAGUUGCAAGGGCUUGGUGUAUAACAAAAACAAAUGGAUCCCUAGUACUUGGUGUUCUUUAUGACAUAAAUAACGAUUACAUUACAUUCAAUGCACAUAGAUGUUACGGUAGAAAAAGAUAUCCAUACCUGACAGCAAAUUGGAAUCAACAUUAUUUGGGGAAAGGGCACCAACGGGUUCAUGUGUUCACAAAAUAAAGAAUUUGUUUUAUAUUAUUUAUA
Molecule: messenger RNA, 1365 nt
Organism: Mytilus trossulus (common blue mussel)
Lineage: Eukaryota; Metazoa; Mollusca; Bivalvia; Mytilida; Mytilidae
Exons: 3
Coding region: 310-1341 (343 amino acids)
Source: RefSeq, a predicted model, not a curated record